CUAAACAGAAAACCCUAUUAAGUAAAAAACAAGGAAAUAUAUUUAUAUGCCCCUUUGCCAUUUUUCCUCUCAUCACUCCUUUCUUGGACAGUUGUUGUAUCUGGUUCUCGCUUAGCCUCCACUUCAUUUAAGCUCGCAAACUUUAUGAACUCUUUAAAGUCUCAAUCUUUUUGCUGCUACUUCUCUUGAAUCAUAUCGUUUCUGAUCUGGGUUAUGCUUAAAUUCCCAUUCAGAUUAUUAUUUUCACCAUUUUGUUGCUCUUGGCUGCUUUCUUUUGAAAACCAACGAAAACCCAUUUGUUUCUGGGGGUUUUUGGUAGUUUCUUGAUUUGGAAGAUUAGAUUCUGAUAAGUGGUUUCUUUUUCAACAAAGAUGCAAGUAAUGGAUAUGUUUUAUGAGGAAGGAUCUUCGGUAAAGCUUUGAUUCUUUUCCCAAGGAAGAAGUUGUUUUUCUUUCAAGCAACUUCAAAUAACUUCAGACAAUGGGAAGGGGAAGAGGGAAAGCGAAGAAGCAGACUGUUAUUGCUUCACAUGAAGAUCCUGGCAGUGGUGAAGAAGAAAAAGCUCCUGCUUAUAGAAGAAGAGGAAGGCCAACAAAACCAUUAAAGGAUGACAAUGAAGAAGAAGAAGAAACUGUGGAGAUAAAAGAAGAUGGCAAGGAUGCAAAGGAUUCCAUUUCUUCUAAAGACGUGAAAAAUCAGGCUGCCAUGGAAAAUGGACGCAAGAGGAAGAGGCCUGCACAUACCAAAGAAAAUACAGAUUCAGCAAAAGAGGGAAAUGAUGUUGGAACAAAAUUGAGUUCUGAUGAUUCAAUAGUUAGUAUUGGAUUUCGACAAAAUGGAAGCAGGCGAAAAAAUAAGCCUAGGCGCGCAGCUGAAGCUGUUGUUGAGUGCAAGUGAAGUUCAAAUUUGUUGCUUUAAUGGUUUUAUAUCUUCUUUUCUGUCAUGGGAUAAAUAUUACUAUGGAAGCAGAGGUCAUUGGCUUACAUUUGAUUUCAGAUGUUUAGUUUGUUAUAUGCUAUUUGUUUUUGUAAUUGUUGAUUCCAUUUCCUAGGAAUAGAUAGCUUUGAUUUGGAAGCUAGAACACUAAUUUUACUGAAUAUAAUCCUGCCGAAAUCUUCCACCGUCAGAAUUAUUUGUCAGUCUUCUGCUAUUUGCAUUUAGUCGUUGCACAUGAGAAAAAGCCUUUGUUUCUCUUUUGCAGGAGAA
Molecule: messenger RNA, 1206 nt
Organism: Hevea brasiliensis (rubber tree)
Lineage: Eukaryota; Viridiplantae; Streptophyta; Magnoliopsida; Malpighiales; Euphorbiaceae
Exons: 3
Coding region: 481-897 (138 amino acids)
Source: RefSeq, a predicted model, not a curated record